This is a messenger RNA of Osmia lignaria (orchard mason bee), 1923 nucleotides long. RefSeq lists its product as uncharacterized. Lineage: Eukaryota; Metazoa; Arthropoda; Insecta; Hymenoptera; Megachilidae. The record is from RefSeq and is a predicted model, not a curated record.
AGUAUACCUAAAUACGCUGAAAACAGUAGGACCAAACGAUGAAACUGAAAAUGGCACGAACAAAUGACCUGAACCUGGCUUCUAUUCUGAAAUUCAUUGUUGUACAAGUUUACCCUAGAGAGAGCAGCACUGUUCAUAAAAGAUGGCGUUGCGAGCUUCGUAAAACUGAAUUGCAAUUUUCAAUAAAAAACCGGAGCUUGACUCGGGCUCCCGAAAUUUUAGGGCCGGUCCUGGUUUCAGCUCUUUUUUAAACGUGUUAUGAUUCAACUUCGCGGUUGAAAUCGUGAUUCUAGGAUUCGAAAAACACAACCUCGUGGUCCUCGAAUUUAUCAUCAGAAACAUGUAGAUUGAUGAUGGAAAAUGAUCCCAAGAAUGACCAGCUAAGGCCAAAGAUAACCACGUGUGACGAUCUCUCUAUGCUUAAUUAUAAAACAAAAAUACUCGAAUUAGAAGAAGAAAGAAAUGGAUAAAAUUGACCAAUGUUCCCCGAGCGACUAUAAACGAAAAAAAAGAUUGGAGCGCAAACUUCAAUUCGAUCAAGCAAUUUCGAAGGCAAAUACGAUUAGAACUAUAUCCGAAACUCAAGACUAUUUGAAGGAAAGAAAAAUUUUCGAUAUAUUCCAUUUCCUUCUCGGCCAUUUGAUUGUUCAUCGACCACCAAAUCCUAUCGAGUAUUUGUAUCAACUCCUCGACGAUUGUAUAUUAUUCAGAUCAGGAUUUAAAGGGCCACGAUUAUUUUGGAUGGAAAGACACAUCGAGGCGGUAUUCCAAAAGGUCAGUACCGGUACCCCGAAUCUUCUAUCGGAAAAUCGUUACAAAACUGCAAUGAAAAUUUUGGGUAUACCCUGUCGUAAUAUUUGUCCCGAGGAACGUGCGCCUGGACACGUAGACAAGGAAACAUUUUGCGCGGAGGCAUUGAACAGCAUGGAAAAUGAAUUCGCUCGUAUCAUAAGGCCAGCUAAUCGACGCGGUUCCCCCGAUUGCGUCUGCGACACGUUCGACGUAUAAGGACAGUUUAGGAUAGUAAAAUAAGUGCAACUAGUAUAGUAAGAAAGAAAGGAACGACGACUACAGUUCCAGAGUCUCAGUCCAUAGGAAGUGGAAUACCUUGUCGUCCUAAAAGACUCGUAACGAAAGGAAACGGAAAGGGAGAGAAAAAGAUAGGAAACGAUAAUGGUAGCUGGAGGGGAGGAAAGAGAGAAGAAGGGUGAGAGUCAAAAGACGAAGCGAGUCGAGGCGAAACGAGUCGAGUCGAGUCGGAGCGAACAAACUAACGACUAUCAACGUGAAAAGAAUAACAGGGAAGGGAGAAAGCGGACAACGGAAUACUGGAGAAAAAUAAUCUUGUAUAUACGAGUGUAAACCAGGCUUUACGACACCGAUUACAUUAUUUCGAUAGAGAACAACCAGUUUUUUACUGCGUUCGACGCGCUGCAAGCAUGAUCCUUCGGCUACGUUCGAUCUGGUUAGUUGUGCAUAAACGAUCGUACGAUCGCGCGACUGGAAGGUUCAGUGCAGAAACGAGAGCGAGCAUUUCGCAAGAGUGAACCGCGCAAGGACGUUAUCAAUUCGUUUGAACAUUUAUACUGGGACAUUCCUUCUGCGUAUCGUUCGACGAUGGUGAUCAAUUCUGAGAAUAGUUACCCGGAGCUGGUAAUAUAAUGGCGAUGGAAUCGCGUUAGAACGGUGAAAGCCCUGUAUCUAAGGAGCUAAGAGAGAAGAUAAAUCCUGGUGUAGAUUUAAAUACUCUCUGCACCCCUGUCGUUUAAAAAACGAUUUCCUCGAAGAGUUUCUUCAAAAAGAAACCCACUAUGAGAAUGUCUUUCGAGCUGGACAAAUAAACUCGAAAUCGAAAGUCUAAUUAUUAUUAUUAUAUACAUAUAUGUAUGUAUAUAUGGACGAGAGGAAGGAAAUUGAAAUGUA